This is a messenger RNA of Caenorhabditis auriculariae, 2947 nucleotides long. Lineage: Eukaryota; Metazoa; Nematoda; Chromadorea; Rhabditida; Rhabditidae. The record is from the annotation of a GenBank genome assembly.
AUGUUGAACAGGUUUCUCAAUUUUCAAUUUUAUAGCCAAAUUAUUUUAUUUUAUCGUCUUUUUCACUUGUUUUUUUCUUUCAUUCUGCGUUUAGGAAGAGGCACGCCAUUUGUUUCAAUCAGCUUGCGAAUGCGAAAAAACUGGAGACAUGUCCAACGCUGUUAAGCUGUCAGUUUUUCUUUUCUAAUAAUUAACUUUUUAUUUCUUUUUUUAGAUACAAGAAAGCCUUCAGACUUGUCCCAAAUAUCGAUAGACAAAUGAAUAUUUUUGAGCAACAAGGAGAUCAAGGUUGAAGAUUAUCAAAAUUUAUUAUUGAAAAUUCUCCGUUUUUUAGGAUGAUAACUUGACGCUAAAUGAAAAGCAAAUUUUGAGGAACAACCUUAUUGAAAAAAUCAAGGCAACCGUCGACGAAAAGGGAGCUUUUUUCGAGAAAGACAAAUCUGGUUCAUUUCUUGAAAAAAAUUUUUAAUUAAAUAAAAUUUAACAAAUUAGUUGAAUAUAAUGUUUUUCAGGGCCUUGUGAAUUGCUAAAUCUUCCUCGAGAGCUACUACAGCUUAUUGUGCGGAAUGUUCUCCUACCAGACUUUGAUGUGUUGAGUAUCGAGCGUCUCUCGUUAACUUCCAGUUUUUUCUACAUUCUGACUACGUGAAUAUUUUUAGUUUCAAGCUCGCAAAGGAUUCCAAAAUAUUUUCAAUGGCUUUUUACAGUGAGGAGUUGCUUUGGAAAAGCGCCAACACACAGAAGUCAUUCUACAAAUCGGAUGAAAGCGCAGAAAGCGAUUGGCCGACUGAUCCCACACUCGAUCUUCGCAUGCAGUUCCUGACGACGCCUCAUGUGAUGUUCAACGGGUGUUACAUUUCCAAAACGUCUUAUAUUCGCCAGGGAGACAACACGUUCCAGGUGCUCUUUUCCAUUUCUUUGAAAACUUUUUUCUAAAGUGUGCCAGUAUAUUCUAUCAGAAACGCGAUAAACGCCACGAGAAGUUAAACUUUUUUUGUUAUUUAUUUUAACUCAAAAAAAUAUUUGAGAAAGUGUUGAAAAGGUGACCAGCAGGAGGUCGGAAGGUAAAUGAAAACAAUAAGUUAUUGAAAAGAUAAGAAAAGAUAAUCAGAAAGUAGUCGAAAGGUCUUUGAAAGGUGAAACAUCAAAAAUUCCUGCCAAAAACAUUCUAGCAGGCUUUUUGAAGGUAGAGCAUUGAAAGAUAUGAAGAAGGUAUUUGAUUACUAAGAAAACUGUUGAACGCCUUCAGUGGAACUGAUGGAAUAGUUUCUCAACUUUUACCUGAGAAGGUGAAAUCCAUUGUUCCCUGAGAAGAAACUUCUAGAAAAAUUUGUCUAUUUGGCGGUUUGACAGUUAAAUAUCAUUUUGCAAAAGUUCGCCAUCAAAAGAUAUUGGAGCAUUGACAAAAUUUGAUAACCCUUAUUUUUAGGUAGCCUGAUAGCUCAUUGAAAAUGUCGCUUGUUUGCUUUUUUGCAACGUCUUUGCUAUUAUAAUAGUGAAUAGCUAAAAUUUUCCGCCGGUCUUUAUUCCAUGUUUUUUUUUUUGCAAAAUUUGGAAUAUUCUCAAUUGGUUAAGAAUCCUGUAAUAAAAGCAAAAAGUCCUCUGUUUUUGCAUUUUGUUUCUCCAUGUCCACAAUAAUCUAGCAAGUUUCUACAUGCAUAACUUUUUUUCAUUUUUGUUUUCAGGCGUCCGAAUAUCAGCCUUGGCACACUGUCACAUAUUUUAGAGUUAUGCGCUUUCACUCCAAUGGUUUAUGCAGAAGUUUUGUUUGAUAAACUAAAAUUGUACAUUAAGGAUGGUUGUAUUCUACAACUGUGGCAGACAAUCCCAUGAAAGCCAGCGAAACUUUGUGCGGCAAAACGCCAAGAACAGUAAAAGCAGUUAUGAGGGGUCGCUGGUACUUAAAUGGAAACAUCAUAACAAGCACGGUUAGUUCUAUUUAAAACAGAGCCAAAUUUUGCUCAGUUUCAGCUCCACCGACCAGGUGACACGCCGCAAAAAAUGAAGAUCACCACUCGUAAACGUGAACAAGUUCUUUAUCACCAUGGGGUACGUUUUGAAACUUAUAAAAGUUUUCAGUUGAUCUUGAUCAAAAUUUUACGUUUUCAAAAAAUAAGAACACAAUUAGUAUUAAACUGGGUAUUAGUAAAAAAACAUUUUUGCGUUACGUCUUGAUUUUUGAAGAGAAGGAUUUCUGAAGCUUAAAAAAAUAAGAUCAAUACAACUUUAAUAAAUUGGUGAAACUCACCUGAGAGAAAUUUAAGAGAAUUUUUAGAUGCAUUCCAGAAAAAUUUAUCGUCUUUUUGAUCGUCUGAAAACUUUAUUACCAAUGCUCUCCGGGAUCUUUUUUUGCUUGUUUAUCAAAAUAUUUUGAAGAAGUAUCAGCUUUAAUUAGAGCAGUUAUCAAAAUCAUAGUAAUUUUCAUUGUAGAAACAUUUCUUCAGUUCCAAAUUGGUCAAUUCAAAAAAAUAAGAUGAAAUUGUACUGAUAAAAAAUUGGAGGCAAGUUAACAGGAUUUGAUACCGAAAAGCUAUGAAUUUCGCUAAAGGCGCGAAAAUCCAAAAAAGCGAAUAGUUCAUGGCGAAAUGCUCUUGAAAUAUUAACUACAAUUUUCGAUGUCGAUACAUAUUUCUUUUUAGCGUUGGCUAUGAAAAAGGUGGUGAUUAUUUAUAUCCGAAAAUCUUAUAUAAAGCUAAUUUUUUUAGGUCAAAGAACAAAAUUACGAGAUUACUCUGAAGCUGGAGCCGUGCCACACGAUGCGAUGGCGUCUUCACUGGGUCUCCAACAAACACUUUAUCCGAUACUUUAACGGUGACUCGGAAGAGAGCUCUUUUGAGGUAAAAGAUAAACAUUUGAUAUUGAAACUGAAUCAUGAUUUUUUUCUCAGACCAACACGAAGCGCUUCCCGGCGUUGAAGUUUUUCCCCUACUCGACACCACGUUUUUGA